AUGGAAAGCGUGGCGGGUGUGGGCGCGGAGUGUGUAUCACUGAGAUGUAAAUAUACUGAGAGCCUCGGAAAUGUAGUUUUCCUGGACGAGGCUGAUAGAGUCGUCGGUGGUGAGGACACGGACACCAAGAAGCCAGUGGGGGCGGCCGAGAUCUUUACAACUAAAUUCUUUGUGAAGUAA
Molecule: messenger RNA, 180 nt
Organism: Sphaeroforma arctica JP610
Lineage: Eukaryota; Ichthyosporea; Ichthyophonida
Exons: 1
Coding region: 1-180 (59 amino acids)
Source: RefSeq, a predicted model, not a curated record